AUGGAACUGUAUUCAGAAAUUUCGCAUCUUGCUCUUACGGAGGACGAAAAGAUGACUCUGUGCAUGUAUUUUAGCAAGAACCCUGACCAGAAAGAAGAGGCAGUCAUUGUGCUGUCAGUAUAUGAAGCAUCAAUAGCUGUUCAGCUACUUUAUCAGCAUUUCAUUAGUUGUGAUAAUCCAAAGAUUGAGUUUGAAGGAUUCAGUCAAGAUUCUGAUGGCUUUCAAGUCACAAAUCAGGAGGGUGACAAGACUAAUGAAUACUUUGUAACAUACAAGGAUAUUAAGUCAGCAGGUAUUAUCAAUCUUGACCAUGCUGAUCCAUAUACUAAUACCAAUUCAUGGUAUAUCUGCCUUCCAUAUUUGUGGUUAUGUAUAAUUGUCUCAGCAGCUGGUGAGAAAUCACCUUUCAAAACCUGGCAAGGAUUCAUCAACCCUGAAAAGCCAAUAUAUUGGGAGGAAUGGGAGAGCUUUAAUUUCCAAGUUGAAAUUCCCACAUCCAUUAGAGUAUGCAAACUAAGAGAGAAAUAUCCAAACAAACCCACUGUACUUGAUACAAAGGACAAAAGGCAUAAGCAGUUACACACACAGUUUACAAAUGUGUACAUCAAUGGCAAAGUAAAAGAGUCUGUGUGGGAUGGUUUUUCAUAUCUUCAUGGAGACUCUGGUCGAAUGCUUUUAUCUUUUCAAAUGAAGUUUGCUGAAUCUGACUCUAAAAAUCCUCAACAAAUCAGCAAGGAGCUAAUUGGCAAAGAAUUUGAUAAAGCUUCAAAUGCUUGCAAACAGUUAUCAAAGACAAACAACUUUCCAAAAAGAAUGCAAUGGGGUAUGCUCAUUUUAUCUAAUGCUUUUCGAAAGCAUGAUGUGACUCAAGAUAAUCUUCCUGCACAAUGUGCUGCGGUUGACUGUUCAAAUUUCCAAGCCUUUUUUGGGCAAACUUUUGCCAGUUGUGCCCAGUUUGUAGCAGAACAAAAUAAAAUUUAUAUCAAUAUGGCACCAUCCUACAUCCUUCAACUCAUUCCUGAAGUUGGGGAUGUCAUUGCAAGGGAGAUAAUUUCAAAUAGGAAAAGAAAGCAUUUUGAGAAUGUUGAUGACCUCCUUGCACGUGUUCCAAAGUUUCCCCAUAAAAGUACAGAGGCCAUU
Molecule: messenger RNA, 1140 nt
Organism: Paraglomus brasilianum
Lineage: Eukaryota; Fungi; Glomeromycota; Glomeromycetes; Paraglomerales; Paraglomeraceae
Source: the annotation of a GenBank genome assembly